Triticum aestivum (bread wheat) is the source of this 1613-nucleotide messenger RNA. RefSeq lists its product as uncharacterized. The coding region runs from base 72 to 1247 and encodes 391 amino acids. Gene Ontology annotation, molecular function: protein binding. Lineage: Eukaryota; Viridiplantae; Streptophyta; Magnoliopsida; Poales; Poaceae. The record is from RefSeq and is a predicted model, not a curated record. The transcript has 2 exons.
GUGAGUGAAUCAGAAAGGGGAGAAAAAAUGUCAAUUUGGUAGAUCCCCCAAUUCCGCCGCCGGCCAUCCCGAUGGCGGCGCCACCGCCGGAGCCGCCGAUCCUUCGAACCCACGACGAGCUCCUCGAGGAGAUCUUCCUCCUUCUCCCCACUGCUGCCGACUUAGCCCGCGCCUCCCUGGCGUGCGCUUCCUUCCGCCGUCUCAUCACCGGCCACGCCUUCCUCCGCCGCUACCGCACCCUCUACCCGCCCCCUCUCAUCGGCGUGCUCGAUGUCGACGACAAUACCUUCUUCCCAGCCCAGCCUCCGCACCCCUCCGCCGUCGCCGCCCGCACUUUUACCGGCUUCGACUUCUCCUGCUCCUCCUUCCUCCCCUCCACCGCCGGCCGUACCUGGAGGGCGAUUGAUCUCUUCGACGGACGCGUCCUCCUCGGCGGCGCCCCAGAGGAGAGGACGUGCGACUUGGAGCACCUCCAACUUUUGGUCAGGGAGCUCGCUGUGUGCGACCCCGUGUUCCACCGCUACAUCCUGCUGCCCGGUGUCCCCGGCGACCUGACGGCGCUGGUCCCUGAACCGGACCUCCUCGAUAUGGACACUUUCCUUGCUCCCGGCGAUGAUGAGGAGGACCCUUUAUCAUUCAGGGUCAUGUGCUUGGUGCGAUGCAGAAGGAAUAUGCUGCUCCUCGUCUUCUCCUCUGUGAAUGGGCAAUGGCAUGCUCUUACAUUUGACCAAUGGAGUGUUUCGGGUACAUUUGACCCAUAUAAGGAUGGGCUGUUAAAUCGUCAAUUAGUCGGCCGAUGCUUCUGUUGGCAUCCACCUUUCCUCAACAAGUUGCUUCUGCUCGAGACGCGCUCCAUGGAGUUCUCUGCUAUCAGCCUCCCACCCGAACAACCGCAGUGUCACAAUUUUGUUAUUGUUGAGGCAGCAGAAGGAAUGCUCGGGAUGCUCACUGGAAUCAAUGACGGGCACAACGAUGGUGGCCCAUAUCGGCUCGUGUAUUCCAUUCUAACAAACAACCAAUGGCACUCACAGAAUGUCAUCCCAUUGCCGGAAAAGUAUGGUGUUAUUUUGUUUGGUGUAGCCGGGGGAUACGUGCUCAUGCAGGCAUACACCACAUCUUCACCAGAGAAGCUAUGGUUCUUUUCAGUGGACGUCAUGACGUUGCAGGUCGAGUUGUUCGGCGAAGGCUCCUGUAGUGGUGAACUAUAUGCUAGCCUCCCACGAUUAUUAUGUGCACCAACUAUAUGAAGCGAUGCUGAUGCCGCGUGAACUAGGGAGAAGAAGUUGGUUCCUCUGAGCAUGUUGUGGUCAGGAAGAGAAAGUGAUGCGUGGAUCGGAUGUAUUCGUUUGUUCAAUGCCGAUGCCGUGUCGGAAGCUAUCAUGCGUGCAUGUGUGCGGUUGCCCAGUUGCAGCAUUUGAACUUUUGAAGUGUAUGCCAAUCUCUGAACUUUUAGGUUCUUGUUACUGCAAUGUUAAUGUCUAAAAGCUCGGGUAGGCCCUGCUUAGGGCCUGAGCUUGCUUGUAUCGACUGAACUCCUGCAAUGGCAAGGAGGUCUAGAAUGUUACUGGAUGAAAUGCUUUGUUUCGAUGUAUCACAACUAAAUAUUACUAUUA